UUGUUUUCUUCCCUAAAAAAAAAAAAAAGUACUUUGUUUUCUCAUCAAAUUGAAAGUGUUUGUUUAUUGUUGCUGAUUUCAAUAUUGUGUUCCUUUGUUUUGCUUCAACCAUGGGUUUAUCUUCUUGCUUUUGCCAUUCCAAGUUGGUGAAUGUUGCUUCCAUUCUCUAUUUUUUCCUCCUCAUCACAUUGGCCUCCUCUUCCCCAUUUCCAUCCGAUAACAUAUUUGAGUCUGCUGCAUCCACUGGCCGUGCCCUCCUACAAGACUUAAAAGCUUGUAAAGUUGAUUUUGAGAACCAGAACUACACAUUCAUAACAAGCCAAUGUAAAGCACCAAGAUACCCUCCAAAGUCUUGUUGUGAGGCAUUCAAACAAUUUGCUUGUCCAUUUGCUGAUGAGCUCAAUGACUUGACAACUGAUUGUGCUGCAGUUAUGUUUGGUUACAUAAAUGCUUAUGGAAAAUAUCCACUUGGAUUAUUUGCUAGUGAGUGCAGAGAAGGGAAAAAAGGUCUUGAUUGCAGCCUAGUAAAAUAUUCAAACAAUAGUUCUAAGUCUAACACUACUAGUAGUGUUCUUGUGGCUGCUCCUCACUCUAUGAUGUUGAUUUCAAUUGUUGGUUUCUUUGGAUUUAUUUUUCAUUUGUUUUGAAGGCUGAAAAUGUGAAGAAAAAAACCAUCUAGUGUAUUAAUUGAAAAAUUAUGUUUUAGGACAAUCUUUGUAAGAAUGUGAGUGAGAUGCACCUUUCAUGUGUGAUGGUGAAGAAUUUUAUAUUCAGAACAAGAAAGAAAGUACAUUAAAUAUUGGGGUUAUAUAUGUUGUUUA
This is a messenger RNA of Medicago truncatula (barrel medic), 821 nucleotides long. Its product is annotated as GPI-anchored protein LLG1. The transcript has 4 exons. Lineage: Eukaryota; Viridiplantae; Streptophyta; Magnoliopsida; Fabales; Fabaceae. The record is from RefSeq and is a predicted model, not a curated record. The coding region runs from base 111 to 647 and encodes 178 amino acids.